This is a messenger RNA of Penaeus vannamei (Pacific white shrimp), 4338 nucleotides long. Lineage: Eukaryota; Metazoa; Arthropoda; Malacostraca; Decapoda; Penaeidae. The record is from RefSeq and is a predicted model, not a curated record.
AUGGCUGGAGAAUUCGGGAAGAUGAGUGAGUAUGAGUCACUGAGUCAGAAAUUCGGCAAGUCAGACAGUGAUUUAGUCGAUGAGUCACAAAGCCAAAAACACCGGCGGCACAACCCCAAGACACCGGCGGCACAAACCCAACAAAGCAACACCGCGGCACACCCAAGCAAAGCAAACACCGGCGGCACAACCCCAACAAAGCAAAACAAACCGGCGGCACAACCCCAAGCAAAAGCCAAACACCGCGGCACAACCCCAAGCAAAGCCAAACACCGGCGGGACCCCCCAAGCAAGCCAAACACGCGGCAAACCCCAAGCAAAGCCAAACACCGGCGGCAAAACCCCAAGCAAAGCCAAAACCGGCGCACCAACCCCAAGCAAAGCCAAAACACCGGCGCACAACCCCAAGCAAAGCCAAACACCGCGGCACAACCCAAGCAAACCAACACCGCGGCACAACCCCAAGCAAAAGCCAAACACCGUCGGCCACAACCCCCAAGCAAAGCCAAACACCGUCGGCACAACCCCAAGCAAAGCCAAACACCGGCGGCACAACCCCAAGCAAAGCCAAACACCGCCAAAAAGCCAAGGCGGCACAACCCACGCAAAGCCAAAACCGGCACAACCCCAAGCAAAGCCAAACAACCGGCGGACAACCCCAAGCAAAGCCAAAACACCGGCGGCCACAACCCCAAGCAAAGCCAAAUACGUACAACCCCAAGCAAAGCCAAACACCGGCACAUACCCCAAGCAAACCCAAAAGCGGCACUAACCCCAAGGGCAAACCAAACACCGGCAACAACCCCAAGCAAAGCAAAAAACACCGCGCACAACCCCAAGCAAACCCAACAACCCCAGCAAAGCACAAAACACCGCGGCACAACCCCAAGCAAAGCCAAACACCGGCGGCACAACCCAAGCAAAGCCAAACACCGUCGGCACAACCCCAAGCAAAGCCAAGCAACCACCGGCGGCACAACCCCAAGAAACAAAGCCAAACACCGGCGGCACAACCCAAGCAAAGCCAAACACCGGCGCACAACCCCAAGCAAACAAAAACACCGGCGGCACAACCCCCAAGCAAAACAAAAAAACACACCGCGGCACAACCCCAAGCAAAGCAAAAAACACCGGCGCACAACCCAAGCAAAACCAAAAACCGCGGCAACAAACCCCAAGCAAAGCCAAACAUACCGGCGGCACAACCCCAGCAAAGCAAACACAACCCCAAGCAAAAGCCAAACACCGGCGGCAACCCCAAGCCAAAGCCAAACACCGGGGUCGCACAACCCAAAGCAAAAGCCAAACACCGUGGCGGCACAACCCCAAGCAAACCAAACACCGCGGCACAACCCCAAAGCCAAGCCAAAACACCGGCGGCACAAACCCCAAGCAAAGCCAAACACCGGCGGCACAACCCCAAGCAAAGCCAACACCGUCGGCACAACCCCAAGCAAAGCCAAACACCGGCGCACAACCCCCAAGCAAAGCCAAACACCGUCGGCACAACCCCAGCCAGCCAACACCCGGCGGCACAACCCUGCCAAGCAAAGCCAGAACACCGCCGGCACAACCCCAAGCAAAGCCAAACACCGGCGGCACAACCCCAAGCAAAGCCAAACACCGGCGGCACAACCCCAAGCAAAGCCAAACACCGGCGGCACAACCCCAAGCAAAAGCCAAACACCGCGCAAACCCCAAGCAAAAAAGCCAAACACCGCGGCACAACCCCAAGCAAGCCAAAUUAACCGUGCGGCACAAACCCCAAGCAAAGCCAACACCGGUCAAGCACACACCCAAGCAAAGCCAAACACCGGCGACAACCCCAAGCAAAGCCAAACACCGGCGGCAAAGCAAAGCCAAACACCGUCGGCACAACCCCAAGCAAAGCCAACACACCGGCGGCACAACCCCAAGCAAAGCCAAACACGUCGGCACAAACCCCAAGCAAGCCAAACACCCGGCACAACCCAAGCAAAGCCAAACACCGGCGGCACAACCCCAAGCAAAGCCAAACACCGGCGGCACAACCCCAAGCAAAGCCUCAAAUACCGGCGCACAACCCCAAGCAAAGCCAAACACGGCGGCAAACCCCAAGCAAAAGCCAACACCGCGCACACCCCAAGCGCAAAGCGCAAACACCGGCGCGGCACAACCCCAGCAAACGGCCAAACCCGCGGGAUCCCAACCCAAGCCAAAGGCCAAAGCCACCGGCACACACCCAAAUACCGCCGGCAGCAAACCCCAAGCAAACGCCAAAUACCGGCGGCAACAACCCCAAGCAAAAGACCAGAACAACCCGGCCGGCACAAAUCCCCAAGCAAAGCCAUAACACCCGGCGGCCACAACCCAAGCACAAGCCACAACAACCGGGCUGGCACAACCCCAAGCAAACAAAUACCGUCGGCACAACCCCAAGCAAAGGCCAAACAACGCGCGGCACAACCCCAAGCAAAGCAAACACCGGCGGCACAACCCCACGCCAAAGCCAAACACCGUCGGCGCACACAACCCCAAGCACAGCCAAAGCACACCGCGGCACACCCAAGCAAAGCCAACACACACCGCGCACAACCCCAAACAAAGCCAAAUCACCGUCGGCACAACCCCAAGCAACACGCCAACACCGGCUCGGCCACAAACCCCAAGCAAGCCAAACAACCUCGCACACCCCAAGCAAAGGCCAACACACCGGCGCGGCACAACCCCAAGCAACAGUCCAAACACCGGCGGCACAACCCCAAGCAAAGCCAAAACACCGCCCGGUCGGCACAACCCAAGCGCAAGCCAAACACGUCGGCCAACAACCCCAAGCAAAGCCAAUAUCACCGGCGGCACAACCCAAGCAAAAGCCCAAACACCCGGCAGGCUACAACCCAACCAGCCAAUAGCCAAAACACACGCUGCACAACCACGCUAGCAGACAGCCAAACACCGGCGCCGCACAACGCCCACAGCAAACGCCAAGAACAUCCGCCGGCACAAACCCCCAAGAAAGCCAGAGAUACCGGCGGCAGCAACUCAAGCAAAGCCAAAUACCAGCCGGCGCACACCCCCAAGCCAAAGCACAGAACACGGCGGCACAACCCCAAAGCAAAGCCAAACACCGGCGGCCCACCCCUAAGCAAAGCCAACAACCGGCGGCCACAAACCCCAAGCCAAGCCAAACACCGCCUGGCACAACACCCAAACAAAGCCAAACACCGUAACGGACAACCCCAAGCAAAGGCCAAACACCCGCGGCACCAACCCAAGCAAAGCCAAAUACCGGCGGCACCCCAAGCAAAACAAAACACGCGGGCACAAACCCAGCACAAAGCCAACAACCCCGGUGACCUGGCACCAUACUCCCAAGCCAAAACUGCCAAACACCGGCGGAUCAAAUCGAACCCCAAGCAAUCGCCAAACAACCGUCGCACAACCCCAACGCAAAGCCAACACCGGCCGGCACAACCCCCAAGCAAAGCCAAACACCGUGCCGGCACAACCCCAACACAAAGCAAUUACGCCAAACCACCGGCGGCACAACCCCAAAGCAAAGCCAAUAAACACCGCGGCAACCCCAAGCAAACCAAACACCCGAUCGCACACCCAAGCCAAAGCCAAAACACCGCCGGCACAAUCCCCCAAGCCCAAAGCCUCAAACACCGGCGAGCACACCCAAAGCAAAGCCAAACACCCGGCGGCACAAACCCAACAAAAGCCAAACCACCUCGGGCACCAAACCCCAAGCAAAUAGACCAAACACCGGUCGGCACACCCCAGCCAAAAACGCCCAAACACCCGAGCCCCGCGUUGGCACAACCCCACAAAUCAACAAAACACCACCGGCGCACCAACCCCAAGCAAUACGCCAAACACCGUCCGGCACAAACCCCAAGGCAAAAGCAUCAAACCACCGUCCGGCCACAACCCCAACGCAAAGCCAAACACCGGCGGCACCAGACCGCUGUGGGCAACCCAAGUCCAAAGCCAAAAACCGGCGGCACAUCCAAAGCAAAGCCAAUUAACACGUCAAUCAGCAUCCAACCGCAGCAAAGACACAACACCGUGCCGCGGCCACCACAACCCAAGUGCAAAAGACCCAGGCACAACCCCAAAACCGGAAAGACUCAAUCACCCGAGCCCGGACCAGAAAACUCCCACAGCAAAGGCCAAACACCGGCGGCAACAACGCCCAAAGCAAAGCCAAACACCGGCGGCACAACCCCAAGCAAGCACAAACAACAAAGCAAAGCCAAACACCCGCGGCACAACCCCAAGCAAAACACGCCGUGGCCACAGCAGUACCCCCAAGACACAGCCGCGGUAACGGUGGUCAUCCUGCCGGCACCGUAA